This is a messenger RNA of Neltuma alba, 898 nucleotides long. RefSeq names its product mitochondrial import receptor subunit TOM20-like. Gene Ontology annotation, molecular function: protein binding. Bases 49 to 666 code for a protein of 205 amino acids. Gene Ontology annotation, biological process: protein insertion into mitochondrial outer membrane. Gene Ontology annotation, cellular component: mitochondrial outer membrane translocase complex. The transcript has 6 exons. The record is from RefSeq and is a predicted model, not a curated record. Lineage: Eukaryota; Viridiplantae; Streptophyta; Magnoliopsida; Fabales; Fabaceae.
UAAUCAAAAACCCCAAAACCCUAGGGUAACCGAACUGAGUCUGCGAGCAUGGACUUGCAGCAGAGCGAUUUCGACCGCCUUUUGUUCUUCGAGCAUGCCCGUAAGACUGCCGAAGCUACAUACGCCAGUGACCCUCUCGAUGCCGAUAAUUUGACAAGAUGGGGAGGCGCUUUGUUAGAGUUGUCUCAGUUUCAGAGCAUCCCUGAUUCAAAGAAGAUGAUCCAAGAUGCAAUUUCAAAGCUCGAGGAGGCAUUAGUGGUUAAUCCCAAGAAGCAUGAUACACUUUGGUGCCUGGGAAAUGCCUAUACAUCCGAUGCCUUUGUAAAUCCGGAUCAGGAGGAGGCAAAAAUUUGUUUUAACAAGGCAUCUGAGUACUUCCAGCGAGCUGUUGAAGAGGAACCAGAAAAUGAACUGUACCGGAAAUCUCUGGAAGUGGCUGCUAAGGCGCCUGAGCUGCAUGCAGAAAUACAUAAGCACGGAUUUGCAGAGAAGGCAGCAGGGGCAGCUGGACCCUCUUCUUCGUCAAGUACAAAGACUCAAAAGAAAAAGAAGAGCAGUGAUCUGAAGUAUGACAUUCUUGGCUGGGUAAUUCUGGCUGUUGGCAUCGUUGCGUGGGUGGGAUUUGCAAAAUCGCAUCCACCGCCUCCUCCACCACCUCCUAGAUAAAUGCAGCCGUCGACUAAAUAUUAAUCCCAGCAGCCGAUGUAUUGAUGAUUAUUGAGAAUCACAUAUUACUUAAAAUUUUGACAGCAGUGAUGCAUAUCGCUCUGUAACCUUUAUUUGUUUAGCAUAUGAAAUGUUUUGUUAAGUUGAUUGGGUUGACAAGCUAUUAUGCCGAGCAGAUAGCGGGGCAUCCUCCACUGACAGCAUUGAAAUAAAAAUGUUGCUAAUACUAGAA